Danio aesculapii is the source of this 951-nucleotide messenger RNA. Its product is annotated as odorant receptor 131-2-like. Lineage: Eukaryota; Metazoa; Chordata; Actinopteri; Cypriniformes; Danionidae. The record is from RefSeq and is a predicted model, not a curated record. The coding region runs from base 1 to 951 and encodes 316 amino acids. Gene Ontology annotation, molecular function: G protein-coupled receptor activity. Gene Ontology annotation, cellular component: membrane. The transcript has a single exon. Gene Ontology annotation, biological process: G protein-coupled receptor signaling pathway.
AUGUCUAAUUUUAAUGAAUCUGCAUCUAACCUCACUCAGAGACUGACUGAUCAAAAUGCACCAACGAAGGCAUUUUUGAUUGUGACACCAAGUAUUGUUUUCCUUUAUGUCAACGGGGUCAUGAUCUUCACUUUGAGGAAAAAGACUGUUUUUCAGGAAAUGUCUCGCUAUAUUCUGUUUGGUCACAUGCUUUGGAUCGAUACAUUGAAUAUUUUUAUGAGUGUAGUUUUGUUUAUAUGUGCUAUCAGUAGGAUUUUAAUAAUCAGAAACAUCUGUCUUGCUCUUGUCAUUUCUGCAAAAGCUCUCUUUCAUGUCUCUAUCUUAAAUCUGUCAUUAAUGUCACUGGAGAGAUAUGUGGCCAUCUGUUUUCCUCUCAGACAUGCAGAAUUUACCAGUUUUAAAAUUACUCACACAGCUAUUGGUGUUGUUUGGGUCUUGGGAUUGAUUCAGUGUUUGUCUGAAAUCAUUAUCUUUUAUUCCUUUGAUCCUGCAAACACCGUUCUGAAUUCAUUUUGCUCAAGAAUUGCUCUUUUCAAACUGCAGAUCUAUAAGAGCAUUGAUAUAGCUUUCACGUGUAUAUUUUUUGUGUUGGUGUCUUUUGUUAUAAUCUUUACAUAUGCCUCUAUAGCAGCUGUGGCUAAAACAGCUGCCUGUGAUAAACUGUCAGCCAAAAAAGCUAAUAAGACUGUUCUUCUGCAUUUAAUACAGCUGGGUCUUGGUGCAAUGUCUAUCUUAGUUGGAGUUGUCCAAGAAGCUAUUUAUAUAUCUAUUGACUAUAUUACUGCAGUAAAUGUGAUGUAUAUUUGCUUUGUAGUUUUUGUAAUUCUUCCUAAGUGUCUAAGUCCUCUUAUAUAUGGCAUGAGAGAUCAAGUGUUUUUCUGUCUGUUCAAAUAUUACUUCACAUUUGGUAAAGGUAAAGUCAAACCAGUUAUAAUAGAGCUACAUGUUUAA